This is a messenger RNA of Camarhynchus parvulus, 699 nucleotides long. RefSeq names its product microtubule associated protein 1 light chain 3 gamma (gene MAP1LC3C). Gene Ontology annotation, biological process: macroautophagy; autophagy of mitochondrion; cellular response to nitrogen starvation. The coding region runs from base 33 to 464 and encodes 143 amino acids. The record is from RefSeq and is a predicted model, not a curated record. Gene Ontology annotation, cellular component: autophagosome; cytosol; autophagosome membrane. The transcript has 4 exons. Gene Ontology annotation, molecular function: ubiquitin protein ligase binding. NCBI's taxonomy places the organism in Eukaryota, Metazoa, Chordata, Aves, Passeriformes, Thraupidae.
GGCGGGCGCAGCGGCGGCCCCGAGGCGGGAGGAUGCGGGCGGCGCCCGGGGCGCAGCCGGAUCGGCCCUUCAAGCUCAGGAAGAGUCUCGCCACCCGGCGGGAAGAAGUAGCAGGGAUCCGAGCCAAGUUCCCGACAAAAAUCCCGGUAAUUGUUGAGAGAUACCACAAAGAGAAAUACCUUCCUCUCUUGGACAAAACCAAGUUUCUGGUUCCCGAGGAGCUGACCAUGGCACAGUUCAUAACCAUCAUCAGAAGCAGGAUGGCUCUGACAGCUACACAAGCUUUCUACCUGCUGGUGAACAACAAAAGCCUAGCCAGUAUGUCCUUGACAAUGGCAGAAGUGUACGGGGACUACAAAGAUGAAGAUGGCUUUGUGUAUAUGACCUAUGCUUCCCAGGAGAUGUUUGGAUGCUUAUUACCCAUUGCCCAAGGGAAAACUGUGGAAUGCUUUCAGAAAAUCUAAGAUUGGGUUCAUAUGCUGCAGCAAAGCAGUUUGCUCUGAAUCAUGCCUGUGACACGAACCUCGGAGAUGCUCCUUCCAGUGUGAGCUCUUGAGCUCUGUAGUGGGAGUUAUGAUCCAAAGGCUGGCAGGACCAGCUUAAGACAGAAAUGGUGGUACACUUUCCCUAGGCAAUAAUUUGGGUAUGUAUUUUUAUAUUUGAAGACACUAUGGGUUAGGUUUUUUUGUCUUUUGAACU